Molecule: messenger RNA, 1085 nt
Organism: Camelina sativa (false flax)
Lineage: Eukaryota; Viridiplantae; Streptophyta; Magnoliopsida; Brassicales; Brassicaceae
Source: RefSeq, a predicted model, not a curated record
CAAUGUUGACAAUCUCUUUUGUUUUUGAUGUAAAAAUAAUACAGGAAACAUCAUCUGAGAUGCCUAGAGUGAUCGAAACUCAAGAAGUAAGAAGACAGACAUGGGAAGCUCAUCUCAGCACCAAGGUGUCCAGAAGGAGCCGUGCCAAUACUAUUACUGCCUACCUAAUGGUCAUGCAAAUAAUCAGACACAGCGUGGAGAUUUUGGCGAUGUGAAUCUGAAGAUUUUGAGAUCGAGAGCUAGUGAGAUUUGUCCUUGUUUCCAGAUUCUUCGGAUCUGUGGGUUGUUGGUGAGCUCGGGUCGCCGCUGUUGUUCGCUAUUCACGGAGUGGAGGCUCAGAUCCUUUCGCUGGUUCACCUUGGUUGAGAAUACGCGACAGUGGAGAUCCUUGGUUCCUCCUGCGAUGGCACUUAUUUCUUCCUUCAUCGACAAAUCUAUGCAUCAUUGGAUCUCUGAAUCUCCUUUAUCUUGGUGUUUCGUUUGCCUCUCCUCUCUCCCUUCUUGUGUCCCCUGUUUGCUCUGAUCAGAUUGUAAUCCUUUAAGAUCUGGAAUCAUUAGAGCUCAGGUUUAGUAGCCUCCCUUGUUUGGGUCAGUCUCCCUCGUUUGGGCUAAGUUUCUCUUCCUCAACUAUUUCUCUUUGUUAGUUUGGGGUUGAGCUUUGGUUUUGUUUGGAUUAGUUCAUCUAGUAUUAAGCUUCUUUUUAGCUUAAUUACUUGGUCGUUGUGGCGUUGAAAGGUUCAAGUGGGUCUCGACUAUCUUACGGUUACAUCCCGGGAGACCCUUGACAAAGCACUUAUAGAUAAAGAUGCAUCUUAUGCGGAGAAAGCCAAGUUCCAUUCUCUUGUUUUGGCCAUUUGUGUUAAGUCCGUUAAACACCAAUUUGGUAUGCGGAAAAUUCCUAUGGUCCAUCGAAAGCUAAUUCAGUCCCGAGACAAGAUGUUUUUGGCUUAAGCAAUGUAUCGGUAAAACCCUUUCCUCUUCUGUAGGUUAUGGAAAGAUCAUUGUGUUUCUGUAAUUUCACUCUCAUCUUUUAUCUUGUGAUUUGUAAUCUUUCCGAAACUUAUCAAUAUAAUCCGUUCAGUGAA